Molecule: messenger RNA, 1214 nt
Organism: Heterobasidion irregulare TC 32-1
Lineage: Eukaryota; Fungi; Basidiomycota; Agaricomycetes; Russulales; Bondarzewiaceae
Exons: 1
Coding region: 1-1134 (377 amino acids)
Biological process (GO): mRNA splicing, via spliceosome
Cellular component (GO): spliceosomal complex
Molecular function (GO): nucleic acid binding
Source: RefSeq, a predicted model, not a curated record
AUGUCCAAGGUAUCCUUCACCAUUCGUCGUCCAGCACCUCCACCUCGCUCGAUAAUCAGACACUCAAGCGAGGAAAUUAUAGACUCGAACGUGGCAAUUAUAGACUCGAGCGACGAGGAUGAGCCUCAAGGGCCGCUCGUCAUUCCCGCGCUCCAAAACCGUGAUUGGCGCGAGAUGGCUCGGAAACGCCGAGCUGGUUUAUCUUAUGUUCCACCAAGUGGCCAGGUGGGAGUUGGAAAGGAUGGAAGCGUUGGAGGUUUAGGCACCAGAGACACCAUCAAUUCCGGUGUGCAGUUAGAAGGACUGCAGGCGCCUCGCAAACGGCCAAAGACAGAGUCAGAUGAAAACGACGCAGGAUCUAAAGAUCAUCUGCUACAGGAGGGUGUGGCAGGAGCGAAAGAUGCCGCAGAAGUAAAGGAGGGAGAGACAGAUGAAGAACGUGCCAUUCGCGCGGUGCUUGCAAGCGCUCGAGGCGAAACUCGCGAGGGUGGACCUCACAUCGACAUCAUUCCUGCAGGAGGAAACGAGUGGGGACGUAGGCCAACCGAAGACGACGCGUUCAAGCAGGACGUUGACGCCCUGCCCGAUGAAGCAACGCUAGAUGAUUACGAGCGCGUCCCCGUUGAGCAGUUCGGCGCAGCGCUGUUGCGUGGGAUGGGUUGGAAGGAAGGAACGGCAGCGAGCAAGAAGAAGAAAGGGCCCGUCGAACCAUGGCUCCCGCAGGCUCGACCAGCGCUGUUGGGUAUCGGUGCUAAGGAGCGUGAGGCUUUGGACGAUGGAAGCAUGCGGAAGGCGAAGGGUCGGCCGGAUAAGAGGUACGUGCCUGUUGUCAGACAGGGGAGGGACGAGGGGAGAGCCUCGUCAUCUCGGUCACAGCCCCCUUCUGGCACGAACUCGCAUCGGUCGUCUCGGUCACAGUCGCCCAGUCGGAGAAGUCGAAAAGAGAGCGACUACGAGCAGGAUCGUGACCGUCCUGGGGACCGGAAACGCGAGCGGGAGCGGGAUCGUGGAAGCGAAAGAAGAAGUGAGCAACACGAGCGCGACGUCUACCAGAAGGAUCAACGUAGGAACGGGAGACACGAGGAGUAUCGCGGCGAUAGGGAUAAGCACAGAGAGCGUUCAGGUCGAAAUUGAUAGGGAGCUCUCAUGGCGUCUUAUGCCAGCCUAUGUGCCUUUCACCGAGGUGCGAAGUCCUACCGGGAAUGAUUCAACCU